Messenger RNA from Eimeria tenella, 984 nucleotides. RefSeq lists its product as uncharacterized. NCBI's taxonomy places the organism in Eukaryota, Apicomplexa, Conoidasida, Eucoccidiorida, Eimeriidae. The transcript has 3 exons. Bases 1 to 984 code for a protein of 327 amino acids. The record is from RefSeq and is a predicted model, not a curated record.
AUGGCGAACUAUUUCGUCGAAGGCCGCUGCGACUGCCCCCGGCUCGCCCGCUGCCAACUCCUCGCCGACAGACUCACCGCCCUCGUGCCUUCUCUUAAAAUUCACUUUCGCCUCUUCGAGCCUUCCGAGUUCAAAGACAGACUCAAAGUCAUCGCCCGCAGCUUCCCAGCGCUCGACCCCGCGCUGCACAGCGAGGGCCCCGUGGUGUACACCAGCGGGGGGGUCUUUGUGGGGGACGACAGCAGCUUUGCUGCAGCAGCAGCAGCAAAGUACAAAGUAGCAGCAGCAGAACCGGACUUGGAGGGGGCCGCCUUAGCUGCUGCAGUUCACAAGUUGGUGCUUUUCAAUUCGCAGCAGCAGCAGCAGCAAAAAGAAAAAGACAAAUUCGGGGCCCCCCUGGCUCUCCAGGCAAACGCGAGGACGCAGCAAAUCCUCGCAGCAGCAGCAGCAGCAAACCCCACUUGCCCCCACCACAUACAGCAGCAGCACCGGCUGCUGCAGCAGCAGCAGCAGCAGCGCCAGCGGCAGAAGAAGCAGGAGCUGAUUCGCAUGCAGCAGCAGCGGCAGCAGCAGCAGCAGCAGCAGGAACAGGAGCAGCGGCAGCAGGAACAGGAGCAGCCGCAGCAGGAACAGGAGCAGCCGCAGCAGCAGGAACAACAGCAGGAGCAGCAGCAGCCGCAGCCGCAGCAGGAGCCGCCGCAGCAGCCGCCGCAGCCGCCGCCGCAGCAGCAGCAGCAGCAGCGGGAGUGCAGCGAGCUGGUGCCCGCGAGUCUGCUGCUGGAAGCCACAGUGCCGCGGGGCUGCCCCAAAAGCACCUGUGACUUCAAACUGCUGCUGCACCCUUCGCCUUUGCUGCUGGGCCAUUUGGCUGCGGUGUCUCGGGAGUGUGUGCAGCAGGUGUCUAGACACUGCAGCGGGGGGGCCCCGCUGCUGCUGCUGCUGAGCGGUGCGCAGCAGCAGCAGCUUGCGAACGCGAGUCUUUAG